Molecule: messenger RNA, 537 nt
Organism: Acanthoscelides obtectus
Lineage: Eukaryota; Metazoa; Arthropoda; Insecta; Coleoptera; Chrysomelidae
Source: the annotation of a GenBank genome assembly
CAAGCACUUAUUAGGUAGGUGUCAAUUUGUUGUCAUGUUUAAAGUGAGCAAAUUAGAUAGCUGUACAAAAAAAAGAAACGGAUAAAACAAAGGUAAUUCGUCUAAUAAAUACGCUGAUUAGAUGGAUACAGAUAGGAACUAAGUACUUAUAAACGCAGCUAUUUCUAGAUAUACAACUUAGUGAUUCUUUCAAUACUACACAAACACAGCCAUGGCUUUCCAUAGAAUAGCUCUAUUGUUGGCUUUCGCUUUCAUAGCUGUUGCAUCAGUGAAUAGCACCAAAUGCUACAAAUGCAAUUCACUGUCUUGGGAAGGAUGUUCAGAGCCUCAGGAUCCUAAGUACCAUACCUUUGAAUGCAGUACGCCAAAAGAAGAUCCGGCAUGUGUACAAAUCACUUUUGUCCGAAGCAAGUAUUUUUACCUCCAUUAGCUGGAACGCAGGGAACUGCAAGAGGUUGCAUUGCGACAGGCUUGACGUGUGACGACCUUAAGAAAAAACUAGGUUUAUUUAAUAUAGAACUGAAAGACUGCAAGAUU